This is a messenger RNA of Trichomonas vaginalis G3, 1434 nucleotides long. Its product is annotated as multidrug resistance protein YPNP-related family. The record is from RefSeq and is a predicted model, not a curated record. Lineage: Eukaryota; Parabasalia; Trichomonadida; Trichomonadidae. The transcript has a single exon. Gene Ontology annotation, cellular component: membrane. The coding region runs from base 1 to 1434 and encodes 477 amino acids. Gene Ontology annotation, molecular function: xenobiotic transmembrane transporter activity; antiporter activity. Gene Ontology annotation, biological process: transmembrane transport.
AUGGACAAUGCGAAUUUACCCUCUACAGUCGAAAGGGAUGCAUCGAAAGACAUAUACUCGCUAUCUCCAUUCAAGACACUAAUGCUUCUAUCAGUAGGCCCUAUUAUUUUUGAACUUAGUAGUUCCGUUAUGGAAAUUGUUGAAGCAUUUUGGGUCGGAAAAUAUAUUGGAAAAAUUGGACUGAGCUCGAUCGGUUGUGUUUUUGUCCCAUAUAGUUUUUUAAUUGGGUUUUCGAAUAUGGUGUUUGUAUCUAUAACCCACAAGAUUAGCUCAUUGCAAGGAACAAAAUCAUUAGGAACAAUUCCUGAAUUAUCUUUUGACAUAUUCCGUUUGACAAUUAUCCUCGCAUUGUUAGCCCCAAUAUUUGUGCUUCCUAUCAUCAAACCGAUAUUUUGGUUCCUGAACACAAAUGAAAAAAUAUCUCACAAUGGUUUCUUGUAUAUGAUUCCUUUGACAUGUGGUUUCCUAUCCACAGGACUGCUUCAGUUGCUAACUGGUAUUGUUUAUGCUAAUGGGCAUCCGAUUUUAUAUUCUUUAUUUUAUAUUUUGCAAAACCUUUUAGUUAUAUGCGUGUUCGAACCUAUAUUUAUUCUAUGGGCCAAAGUUAGUGUUAUUGGAGUAGCGUUAUCUAUAAUUUGUUCAAAUAUUCUCACUGAUAUAAUAAUUUUAAUUUAUAUUAAAGUGAAACAUCCAGAUUAUAUAUCAUUUCAAUGCAAUAGGAUGUUCAAGAAAUUCCAUCCUGAGUCACUUGCAACAAUUAAGAUCGGAAUCUCAGCUUUCAUUAUUCAAAUUGCUCUUUCAAUCCCAAGCGCUGCGAUUCAGAAAUUCUUAAGUCUUUCAGCACAUAAAUAUGGUAAUGUCACUGAAGUAAUGGCGAUGUGGUCACUACUUCCAAGAAUUUAUCAUAUUUUAUCAUGCAUUCCUUUUGCUUUCCAGAAAUCAUUACUAAUUGCAGCUUCUUAUGCAUAUUCAAGUGGAAAUAAUCGUAGAUUAUGGAUAUUUUUCUGGAUAUCCAUUGCGAUUUGUUGCACUUAUAGUGGACUUAGCGGAUUUUUGUUUGCUUUCUUUCCUAGGAUUGCGAUAUACCUAUGGUCAAAUGAAAAGACCUUCUCAGACAUUAUUCCUAAGUAUGUUCCUCCUUCUACUUAUUCCGGAAUACUCAUCCCGAUCUAUUUUCUUGGAUCUACCCUACUGCAAUCUGUAAAGUCUAGUAGAUAUGCAACUAUAAGUAAUAUGAUUGGAAAACUUAUCUCUCUUCCAUCUUUUGGAGCAAUAUUAUAUUACACUAAUAAGCAAGCACCUUACAAUAUCAUAUGGGCAUAUGGCAUAUCAGAUCUUAUUUCUGCCUUAGCAAUAAUUAAUUCUACCAUAAUAAUCAAAUUUAAAAAACUUCGAGAUAUAUCUCACGAUGUCAAACAGCAGCAGAUUCAAUAA